AUGUUUCGCUUAUCAUUCAUAUUGAAUAUUCGGCCAUCAUCAAGACAAAUUAUUUAUUCAUCUCGUUUUACUCAUUCAAUUUAUCCUUUGACAAUACGUGAAGUGUAUGAUAAAAAACCUUUAAAUCAAUCCAUAAAUCUAAUCGGCUAUCUGCUCAAUGCAAGAAAAUUAAAAACACACUAUUUUCUUGAUCUAUUCGAUGGUUCAUUAACAAAUAAUCAAAAACAUUUACAAGUUGUUGCAUCAUUUAACAACCAUCCAGAUUUACCACAUUUAACAUAUGGUUGUUCAAUAAAUGUACAAGGCAAAUUUGUUCAAAGUAAUCAUCCUAAACAAGAAUUUGAAUUGCAAGCUGAAACUAUUAGUUUAAUAAAUUCAUCUGACGCAUCUAAUUAUCCAUUUAAACCGAACGCUGAACAAACAUUGUUAAUGUUACGUAAAGAUGAGCAUCUUCGUUUACGUUCACCACUUGCACAAGUCGUUUUUCGUUUACGUAGUCAAUUAAUGUUUAGUUUAUAUGAAUAUUUUUAUAAACAUAAUUUCGUUCAAAUUCAAACUCCAUGUUUAACAAGAAAUGAUUGUGAAGGUGGCGGCGAAACGUUUCGCAUUCAACCAUAUAAAUCGCAUAAAACUCAGGCGGAAAAAGAAUAUUUUAAUGAUCAAGUUUAUUUAACUGUAUCAGGACAAUUACAUCUUGAAACAGCAGCGAAUGGUUUUGGACGUGCCUAUACACUGAAUCCAGCAUUUCGUGCAGACAAGAAUCUUAGUCGAUUUCAUUUAGCAGAAUUUUGGAUGUUAGAAGUGGAAGUCGCUGGUUUCACUAAACUAGAUCAAUUACUUAAUGCUUAUAUUGAUCUUUUACGUACACUUGCAAUUGAUAUAUAUAGUAAAUGUUCCGAAGAAUUUAAAUAUCUAAUUAAGAAUAAUAUUCAAUCAACACAUAUUGAUAGAUUCCUUCAGCAAAAUGAUUAUCCAAGAAUAAGUUAUGAAGAAGCUGUAAACUAUUUAAGAAAUAGUGUUGAUUUUCAUAAUUUUCCUGACGACGGUGAUUUUACUCGUGCGCAUGAAAAUUAUCUUUGUCAAACAAUAAUGAACAAUCAAGCAUUUUUCAUAAUCAAUUAUCCAAAAAAGUUGAAACCAUUUUAUAUGUCAAUUAAUGAUGAUGAUGCAACAGUUGCUAAUUUUGAUUUUAUAUUUCCAUCCAUUGGCGAGUUAUCUGGUGGAAGUCUUCGAGAACAUCGCUUUGAAAAUUUAAAAUUACGUUUAGAUGAAUUCGAUUUAACACAUGAUCUACAAUGGUAUCUUGAUUUAAGACGUUUUGGUGGAAUGCCAACAGGAGGUUUUGGUCUAGGAAUAGAAAGAUUUUUAAUGGCUAUAACCGGUAUUGAUAAUGUUCGAGAUGUUAUUUUAUUUCCUCGAUACUAUCAGCAUUGCGAUGGAUAA
Rotaria socialis is the source of this 1443-nucleotide messenger RNA. The record is from the annotation of a GenBank genome assembly. NCBI's taxonomy places the organism in Eukaryota, Metazoa, Rotifera, Eurotatoria, Philodinida, Philodinidae.